UGUCAUGUGACCUGCUGUCAGCUUCAGGGCUAGGAGGGAGAGUUUACUGCAGCGUUUCCUCUUUCGGCUGGUGCAUUUUAGGACUGUAUUUACUGUGCGGAGGAGAAGCACCUAUAGGGUAACUGGCACCUGCACUGCAGCCUCUGGCACUGGGCACAGCAUUCCUCCACCAUGGCACUCAUAUAUCAGUGUCUGGUCUUUGCCUGCCUGGCUGUAGUGCCAUUGGUGACAGCUUCAGGAAUACAAGUGAACCGACUACACUGGAGGAUCACAGCGAUUAAUGGUUUCUCAUGGGCCAACUGUGAUGCUGAGACUCUCCCUGGCAAAAUAAAGACUCUUACUAUUCUACCCGACCCCUUAUUGAUUCCCGGGGAAAUUACAGUGACUACCAUCCUUAAUACAAGUGUACCGCUGACCGCUCCUGUCAAGAUCGUGGUCACUGCAGAGAAAGAAAUCAUGGGAGAGUGGCUGAAGAUCCCCUGCAUGGAAAAUGUAGGAAGCUGCACCUAUGAUGAUUUUUGUGAUCUUCUGGAUCAGUUAAUUCAGCCGGGGCAGUCAUGUCCGGAACCUCUGCACACGUAUGGGCUACCUUGUCACUGUCCAUUCCAAGAGGGUUCUUACUAUCUUCCUGUCUCCAUGUUUGAAGUUCCAAGUCUGUCGAUCCCAUCUUGGUUCUCUAAAGGCAAUUAUCGCGUAAAAGUUGUCGUCAGCCAUGAAGGCCAAGAAAUUGGUUGCGGCAAAAUCACCUUUUCUCUGGCCGGUUCUUAUCUCUGAAGGAAAUUGGGGACAGUUAACUAUGGACAUAGCGCUGUGAUGCCUGCUUUUGGCAACAAUCCCAUGUUAUACAUGGAACAGGAUGUGUCAAGGGCUUAAUUCUAACAAAAUAAUUCUACUUAUAUCAUAUGUUUUAUCCUAAAGUUAUUAACUUGCUGUUUUUUAACUUUUAUUAUGUAUGUGUAAAGAAUAUGGACACAAUGCCAAGUGUUCUGGAUACUUUUAUUGUAAUAAUCUGUAAAAUAGGAGAUUAUACAGCAGAAAGCAGAAUAUUACCAAAUUAGGGUUGAAUUAAACUAAGAAUAAUAUACUAUUCCAGUCACUUUUGGCCAUGUCAAGUCUUUGCAGCCCAUAAGAUGUCAAAUUCUGUCAUUAUCUAGUUAUUUUGUGAUUCUGAGAAAGUUGAGUUACAGAAUAGUUGCCAUCACAGCUACUACAGAGGCCCUUGUCAGGUUGAGGAAGCUCAAAAGGUCCAUUUGGUGGCAUAAAAAAAAAAAAUGCUAAAUAUACAGUGACAGGGGCUAAUACACAUGGGAUGCUUUUUAUUACCCAUAUCUGGAGUUUUCAUUCUUAGAAAAUUCUGUGUUAAUAGAGGGGGGUACAGGACCUUCAUCUACUAGCUAAAGAAACUACAAAGAGUGUCUUUCCCUCUCCAGAGGUCCUGAAACAUAACAGCCCUUUUUUUAUUAAUUUUUUUAGAAAGAUUUAUUUAUUUCCAGUUUGUCCCUGGCUAUCCAAUUCACCCAGAAUAUUUCCAAUAUUCUUGGAUAACCUGACAGCCCUAAAUAAUAUGGACUAGGCCCGCUUGAUCUUGAUGACAUCUAGAGCUUUCAGAAUUCUUCCUAUAACGAAACUUAACCAAGCUCAAUGGGGAGUAAAGGGUUUUAUGGACUAAUUUGUGUUAAAAAAAGUUCAUAUUUUUAAUGAUCAAGUCCCAAUUCAUCGCCUGAACAUUUUCAAACUCCUUUAAUUUUUCCCCUUUUCUCAAUGGUAAAUCUCAAUUUAUUUCCAAGCUAAACAUUAUAUUUAAUCGAUAAAACAUUCUUUUUCCCCAUACACCCCAUUGCAAUCUAUUAUUCUAUGUGAUUUAACAUCCAAUAUCUUUUUAUCUACUGUGGAUCUAUACACAUUGUAAAUUUGAUAAUAUCUAAACCUAUGUUUUUCUGUAAGUUGAAAUUUACUUAUUUACUUACUUUUUUAUUUACUCAAAUUUAAAAAAAAAUCUCCGGCUGGCUGAGAUGAAUUCUACUUAUAUUAACAUGCAAGUUACAUUUUUACUCCAUCGCAGUAGUGGGUUUGUUUUUUGCUUCACAACUACUCUUACUAUUGAAGUACUGUAGCAGACUAGAUAACGCCUAUCUGUUCAUUGUCAGAACUAUGCCAAAUUACCAUUUAGGAAUCUGGGAAAACUUAAAUGGGCACGGUCAUUAAAACUCAUUUUUGCUAUUGCACUCCUUAUGGUAAAUAAAAAACCUUUCUAAUGUACUUUGUUUAAAAAACAUGAAGUUUUCUAUGUUUUAUUUGUUUUUCAAAUCUGCCACUAGGUGUCUCCCUACUUGUCCAGAGCACAUUUUCCUGCUGGCCUGGCAGAAGUCCAAAAGCAGGAAAUGCUGAGGGUGGUGUGUGUGCAGCCUUAUCCAAUCAUAGCUCAUACACUGAACUUCUCUGGGCUGUGUGUAGCAGAGUGAGGGAGGGAGUUCUCCCCUGUAUGGCUUCAGGUGAUGUCACGCCUGUUGGGGAACACCCCUUCCCAGUCUGUGAAUCUGAGACUGAAAAUGAGACUGAGCAGAAAAUACAGAGCAAUAUCAAGGUAGAAAACUAAAAUAUAAUAAAAAAUAAAGGCAGGGGGUGGUUUAUCAUGAUGGGAGCAGUGAACUGUGAGGAUUAUAAAAUUUAACAGGAUCAUGAGAGGUUCUAUUUAAUGACUUUUUGGUAAGGGAAGAGAGAAGAAAUGCAAUCCCUUAAAGCAUUGGAAAAAUAUAAUUUUAUUACUUUUGCAGAGGGGAAGAAGCCUGGAGGGUGGAUUCUUUUUAUAUGGCACCAACCUGUAUGGUAAUAAAAUCUCCUCAUAUGCUUUUCUGUGAUCAUUCAUGUGAUCUACUAUGAAUGUGAUGCUUCUUUCUUUUUAAAAGAUCAUCUACCUUACAUUGUCUUACAUUGUGCUGAAGCGCCUGACUGCAGUAGGACUAGUCUUGUGAGUAUAUAUAUAUUGUGGUAAAGUGUAUGGGAAAGUGGUGGAUGGGGUGUAUAUUUCGCCUGGUUUCCCCAGCCAGGCACAAUAAAGGAAAUCCAGAAGGAUAUGCUGCUUUAGCAGAACUAGUCUGCUAGGGCUCUUUUGUUUAAACGUCAUGGGCUGGAUUUCCUGGACUGGAGGACAGGUUGGAUGUGGGAGGGCUCCAGUCCACACCCCUAGUCCACUAUGGGUUUCCCUAUUUCAAGGUGUCCUCAGGUGAGGUUGGGUGGCUGCUGAUUGCUGGAGAGACAGAGGAGAAACAACCACAGCCAGAGCUGCAGCUGAAACCUACCAGGUCUGAACCUUCCUCUACGGACAUUUUGUGAGUUUGCUUGGGGCCAGACAUUAGGCCCACAGUAGGAUAGAGAGGUAUCCCGAUGUUUAGUUAGAGCCAGACAGGCUUAGUUUUUUUGUUGUUGUUUUGUUUGCACUAUGCUUUGUGCCUAAAAUUCAUUUAAAUAAACAUCAUCUUGGACAUUUGAAA
Molecule: messenger RNA, 3491 nt
Organism: Hyla sarda
Lineage: Eukaryota; Metazoa; Chordata; Amphibia; Anura; Hylidae
Product: ganglioside GM2 activator-like
Exons: 4
Coding region: 172-774 (200 amino acids)
Biological process (GO): ganglioside catabolic process; lipid transport
Cellular component (GO): cytoplasmic side of plasma membrane
Molecular function (GO): enzyme activator activity; lipid carrier activity
Source: RefSeq, a predicted model, not a curated record